Messenger RNA from Fundulus heteroclitus (mummichog), 2067 nucleotides. RefSeq names its product ankyrin repeat and SOCS box containing 10 (gene asb10). Gene Ontology annotation, cellular component: membrane; synapse; axon initial segment. The record is from RefSeq and is a predicted model, not a curated record. NCBI's taxonomy places the organism in Eukaryota, Metazoa, Chordata, Actinopteri, Cyprinodontiformes, Fundulidae. Gene Ontology annotation, molecular function: transmembrane transporter binding. The transcript has 5 exons. Gene Ontology annotation, biological process: neuronal action potential; intracellular signal transduction; negative regulation of delayed rectifier potassium channel activity.
CCCUACUUGCAGGGAGGGUCUCAUAUCAAAACAGCUCUGUGAACCAGCCCUGUGGAAAGCAGCCAAAGAGUUCAACGACAAAAACAGAUGAGAGGCAACUCCUUUUGGACAACCUCAUGUAAACCUGCAUAUCUUCAAAAAAAAAAAAAAAAAACAACAACACAAGAGUUUUAUCCCAAACUUUAGCAUGUCUGGAGGCAGCUUUGUCUUCACAUCCACAGCCUUGCGUUCUCUUGAACAUGACAAGGACAUGCUGGAGAGGUACAAGUACAAGACCCGGCUUGCCGCUCGGCACCUCGGCAGCUACACGCUGAAGAAGGAGGCAAUGGACAGAGCGCAAUGGAGGUCCGCCAUUGCCCGGCGACCAGCUGUCUGCCAAGAUGUGGUCGUCCACAAUGCUCUAUAUACGGGAGAUGUGGAGGCUUUGAAGCGUUUCUUUCCAAGAGGAUCCACGGCGAAUCUUGUCAUAGAGCCACAGGGAGGGGAGAUGCGCUGGGUGGCCCGGGAAAAAGGACUGUGGUCUCUGACUUAUGAGCAAGAGCUGACGACGCCACUUCACAUCACAGCCGGGCGAGGGUUUGCAGACUGCCUGAGCCUCCUGCUUCAACGCGACGCAAACGUAGACCUGGCUCCUGGAGGCAACACUGCCCUGCAUGAGGCCUGUGAGAGCUGCCAGGCAUAGUGCGCCAAGUUGCUGCUGAUCUACGGAGCGAACGCAAACGCUGUCUCAGAAGACGGGCUCAUGCCCCUGCACGUUUGCACAAGUCCUGAAUCUCUUGAAUGUGCCAAGUAUCUCCUUCAGUAUGGCGCCACGGUUAACGGCCGCACACAAGACGAAGACGACACGCCGUUACACGUCGCAGCCAGGAACGGCCUCCAGGACCACGUCGAGCUCUACCUGCGCCACGGGGCGGCCGUGGACAAGCAGAACGGCGAGGGUCUCUCACCCCUGAAUGCAGCCUGUGCACACCCUCAGGAGGCGAGGGACCUCGGGCGUUACCUGAAGGUGUGCCGGAUGCUGCUGGAUGCGGGUGCUGACGUCCACACUAAGGACCAGGACAGACACACACCUUUACACAUGGCGUGUAAGAACGCAAAUCCAGACGUAGUGGAUCUGCUGCUGGCCAAGGGGGCCAGUGUUAACGAUAUGGACUACGGUGGCGAAGCUCCCAUGCAUAACAUCCUGAAGGCGGUGAGCUACAAGCUCUCCCAUCAUCCCGAGAGGAUUGUCCGUGCGCUGCUCAACCACGGCUCUAUUCGGGUCUGGCCUGGCGCUCUCCCUGUGGUGUUGAAGCACUGCUCAGAAUCUCCGCACACCAUCGAGGUUCUCCUGAACGCCUACAGCCACCUGAAGGUCACAGACACGUGGGUUGAGUCUGUGCCUGAAGAUGCAUUUAAGGAGCACAAAGACUUCUAUGAGUCCAUCUUCUCCUUAGCAAUGACUCCUCGUUCGCUGCAGCACUUGGCGCGGUGCAGACUACGGAAAUUCCUGGAGGGCCGAGUUCACAGAGUGGUCCCAAAGCUUGGUCUGCCCACCUUCAUUAAGGACUAUCUGCUCCUCGAGUGCAGAGGAUAUGUGCACUGAGUGAAUGCUGUUGUGUUAGUGUGAGUCCCCUGGUGACUAGAUGGUUCUUCUGUUUACAUUUUGGGAUGAAGCUUUAGUGAAUCAUGACUAGUUAGAGCUUGUUCUGUAGGAAGCAGCUGCUGCUUUUUUUGGUAUUUAUUUAUUUUUUUGCAAUCACGUCACAAUCAACGGUUUCAGCACACUGAUGGGUUUUUUCACACCACAAGAGGGAGCUAUAGACUAGAACUGAUAAAGUAAGAGAACAUAUAUGUAAUGUUACGUUUUAUAUUUUGUUUGCUUACAUUUAUUUAUCUUUUUUUGCAUUUCAGAUAAAGAUAUAUAACUUGUUUGUGGAUUUUUAUAAACCGUACCAAUAAAUUAGGCUUGAACCACUGAGGAUUUCUAUAAACAUUUGUGUCAUUGCUGUUUAAUAUGAAAUGUUGUGAUCGAGGGAUUUAUGUCCAAAUUAGGCUUCAGAUAAAAUUAAAAUAAUUCCACAAUGA